Molecule: messenger RNA, 354 nt
Organism: Gilbertella persicaria
Lineage: Eukaryota; Fungi; Mucoromycota; Mucoromycetes; Mucorales; Choanephoraceae
Product: hydroxyisourate hydrolase
Exons: 3
Coding region: 1-354 (117 amino acids)
Biological process (GO): purine nucleobase metabolic process
Molecular function (GO): hydroxyisourate hydrolase activity
Source: RefSeq, a predicted model, not a curated record
AUGUCUACACAUAAAAGUCCUAUUACCUGUCAUGUCUUGAUUGCUUCCACAGGUACUCCAGGCGAACAUAUUGAUGUCAAAAUAGAAAAACUUGAUCCUCAAGGAUUUACUGUGCUCUCUACAGCUCAAACCAAUCAUGAUGGUCGUUGCCCUACUUUAUUGCCUGAAGGAUACAAGGCAGAAAAGGGAAUUUAUCGCGUUACUUUUGAGACACAAGCCUACUUUUCAAAGCACAAUCAAGCCUGUUUUUAUCCUUAUGUUCAGAUUGUAUUUGAAUUGGCAAAUCCUGAACAACAUUAUCAUAUUCCUUUAUUGAUUAGUCCUUAUUCUUACACUACGUAUCGUGGAAGUUAA